UUCCAGCACACGGUGCCCGGCUCCUUCACAAUCCCUCCAGCAAUAAGCCAGUGUGCACAAGAAGAAGGAGCUUGCUGCUGGUCCUGAGAUCUAAGGUCUAAGAUCCAGAGCAAGCCACCACUGGCAGUUCAGGAGACUGUGCUAGUAACCACCAGAGCUGAAGACCCCGAAGUAGCUGCUGCAUGCACUGAUUUGCAGUGAGCCCUGUGAACAAAAAAAAAAAGCUGACUCUUCUGCUGAUAGUUGUCUUCUGACUCUUCUAGGAAUGGGUUGUGUGUACUACUACCUGCUGCUAUGCAUGGCAGCCCUUGCCUAUGCCAAGUCAGUUCCAGGCAGUUCCAUGGAUGAGGAGCUAACUGCUCCAAUUAGAGUAAAUGAAGGAACAUCUGACAGUGGGAAGGUCACCUACCGCAUGGACGUUUUUGGACAAGUUCUGACCCUGGACUUAGAAGCAGAUUCCAGUUUCUUAGCCCCUGACUUCAGCCUGCAAUAUGUUGGUACCCCAAAGUCCACUGGAGAAGGACCUGAGGAUUCUUUGGCCAACCUGGCUAAAUGCUUCUAUUCUGGCACUGUCAAUGGGGACCCGUCUUCUAGCGCUGCCCUGAGCCUGUGUGCAGGUAUCAAAGGGGCUUUUUACUAUCUUGGACAAGAGUACUUCAUUCAGCCCAGCAACCACACGCUGACUUCUUCUAGCGACCCCAACCCACUGGUGCUCCAUCUGAUCCGCAGGAGGAGCCGGGCUAAAGCUAAGUGUGGGGUAACUGACCUGCCCAUCCAGACCACAGAAUCUGAGGAGCCACAGUCUCCAAAAACCAUGACACCCACAGGAUCAGGAAAUACAAGAAAAAAAAGAUUUGUAUCCAGUCCACGUUACUUGGAAACUUUGCUUGUGGCUGACCAAUCUAUGGCAGAAUUUCAUGGAAGCAGCUUAAAACACUACUUACUCACAUUAAUGUCUGUAGCUUCCAAGCUCUACAAACAUCCCAGCAUCCGGAAUUCAAUCAGCCUGGUGGUGGUAAAGAUUCUCGUUAUCUACGAGGAUCAAAAAGGUCCAGAAAUUACCACCAAUGCAGCUUUGACCCUAAGAAACUUUUGCCACUGGCAGAAACAACUGAACCCUGUGAGCGACCGCCACGCAGAACACUAUGACACUGCAAUACUUUUUACGAGACAGGAUCUUUGUGGUGCCCAGACAUGUGACACCCUUGGGAUGGCUGAUGUUGGAACAGUCUGUGAUCCAAGUCGUAGUUGCUCAGUUAUUGAAGAUGACGGCUUGCAAGCAGCCUUUACAACAGCCCAUGAAUUAGGUCAUGUGUUCAAUAUGCCACAUGAUGAUGCAAAACAGUGUGCCACCUACAAUGUUGCAAACCAGGAUUCACACAUGAUGGCAUCUAUGCUUUCCAACCUGGACAGACGAGAGCCAUGGUCUCCUUGCAGUGCAUACAUGAUAACAUCCUUUUUGGACAAUGGACAUGGAGAAUGCUUACUGGACAAGCCCAACAGACCAAUCCAGCUCCCCUCAGAUCUCCCUGGAACACUGUACGAUGCCAAUAAGCAAUGCCAAUUUACAUUUGGAGAUGAGUCCAGACAUUGUCCAGAUGCCGCUAGCACGUGUACGACCUUGUGGUGCACCGGAGUCUCCGGAGGGCUGCUCGUGUGCCAAACUAAACACUUCCCAUGGGCAGAUGGAACAACUUGUGGAGAAGGGAAAUGGUGUAUGAAUGGAAAGUGUGUAGACCAAGCCGACAAGAAGCACUACGAGAUUCCAGUUCAUGGUGGCUGGGGACCGUGGGGUCGCUGGGGUGAAUGUUCUAGAACAUGUGGGGGAGGCAUCCAAUAUUCUCUUCGAGAGUGUGACAGUCCUGUCCCUGAAAAUGGUGGGAAAUAUUGUGAAGGAAAGCGGGUGCAGUAUCGAUCAUGCAAUAUUGAGGACUGUCCUGAUAAUAAUGGUAAAACAUUCAGAGAGGAGCAAUGUGAAGUGCACAAUGACCUUUCCAAGUCUCCUUUUGGCAAUGGGCCUGCAGUGGAAUGGACCCCCAAAUUUGCAGGUGUUCCCCCGAAAGAUCGCUGCAAACUUAUGUGUCGGGCGAAAGGAACAGGAUAUUUCUUUGUAUUGAAUCCCAAGGUAGUUGAUGGUACCCCAUGUAGUCCAGAUUCCACCUCAGUCUGCAUACAAGGUCAAUGUGUCAAAGCUGGCUGUGACCGAGUAAUUGGCUCCAGCAAGAAGUUUGACAAGUGUGGAAUUUGUGGAGGUAAUGGAUCGACCUGCAAGAAAGUUUCCGGCACCUAUAGUAACGCACGACCUGGCUACCAUGAUGUUGUGACCAUUCCAGCUGGAGCAACCAAUAUUGAAGUCAAACAACGAAAUAAUAGAGGUUCAAGACACGAUGGCAGCUUUUUGGCAAUCAAGGCAACUGAUGGCAGUUAUGUUCUUAAUGGUGGUUAUACAUUAUCAACUAUGGAACAAGACAUUACUCAUAAUGGAAACAUACUGAGGUAUAGUGGAUCUUCAGCAGCUUUAGAAAGGAUUCGCAGCUUUGGUACUCUGAAAGAGCCUAUAACUAUCCAAGUUCUUACUGUGGGAGAGUCACAUCGGCUGAAGAUCAAGUACAUAUAUUUUGUCAAGAAACCAGCUCAGUCAGAGAAGAUUUCUAAUAAAAAGAAGGAAUCUUUUAAUGCCAUACGAGAGACAAUUCUCUCAGAAUGGGUCAUUGAAGAAUGGGGAGAAUGUUCAAAGACAUGUGGGUUAGGAUGGCAGAGAAGAUCUGUAGAAUGCAAAGACCUAAGAGGUCAACUUUCAGCAGACUGUGCCAAAGAAUUGAAGCCCGAUGACAUCCGACCAUGUGCAGACACACCAUGUCCUCAAUGGCAGCUUGGAAAUUGGUCAUCCUGUUCUAAGACUUGUGGGAAGGGUUUCAAAAAGCGGUUUUUAAACUGUGUUUCAUACGAAGGUAACAACCUGCCUCAGGAAAGCUGUGAUCCUCUAAAAAAGCCAAAACAUUUGAUAGACUUCUGUACUAUUUCUAACUGUAGUUAGAAAGCAUCCGAUUUUGAAAAAUGUUAGGUUCUAUCAAAAAUCAAUAUGCUGUAAGCAGAGUUUGGUGGAAAGAGUUUGUUGCACGUGCAAACCUGAGGUUCGAAAGUUGUUGAAUGGCAACAGAGCAAAUAACUGCUGUGGGGUCUACAUCGUGAAGCUUAAUACCAAUUGCACGUUUUGGAAGUAUGGUGAAUUAAUGGCCUUCGUUCAUCUUUAGAAAAUCCCUGGGGCUACAAAAGUUUAGAAUGUCUGUCAUCAGUGAAAAGGAAUGGAGACAAUUCAAUUUUUGCCAAAUUAGAGAAAUGGGCCUCAGGUGUUUCUAACAAUUAUUUAGCCUGAUAUGUUUGAAACUUCUAACUCAGUGGGCAGGCAAAUGUUUUCAUCUUUGUACUAGUACAUGGUCAGGGUCAACCUACCUCAGUUACGAAGGCCAAAAACAGGAGUAGAAAAUUAUAUUCAGCAUAGAUUGUUGUGGCUGCUAUUGUAUUACAGUAUAUUUUUAUAAAGAAAAUAAGCAAUAUUCUCAUCCAUAAACUUUAUGAAUAUUCCGUGGACCAAAUGUUGGCUGUAUUAUCAUACCCUAAUGUACUGCUUUCCAACAAAAGUUCUGUGAUCCAGAUGUUGUCCGUGCAAACUAUUACAUCAUUAUUUUUACAGGCCCUGGCUCAGUAUAGAAUUGAAAAGGUCUUUUGAUGACCCCAUUAAGAAGUUGGACAGUACCUUUCUAUUUUCUCAGUCGGUCCACGAGAUCCACAAGCAUUGCAGGUUUUAAGGAUUUUCUUUAAGGAACAAAAUUAAUACAUUAAAAGAUCCGCCUCUUUUAAUGGGAUCAUAGCCUUGAAAGCUGUCCCAUUGGUCACUAACAUUGAGACAUUGUUUCUUAAUGGUAGGAGAAAAAGUAUGAAUGAUAGUGAAGUCGAUGACGUGUGCAUGAAUGUGUUGGCUUUUUACACCAAAAACAAGGGUUUACUUACAGUAUAGUUACAAAGUACUUUAGCUCUUGUGGGUCAAAAGUUAACACAAUGAAGUGUAAUCUACGUGUAGGCCAGUAUUGAGUACAAGAUAGAAAUAUAUAGAUGUAAACAAUGGGGGUUUUUAAAUAAAUAAGUAUAUUUUAGGAAUAUUACAUGUUCCUUGAAAAAUGCAAUAUGGAAAAAAAUAAAAUAAAAAUAAUUAUACCAGGGAUGGCCCACUGGCAGCUCAUCAGCUGUUGUUGGACUAAAAAUCCCAAGUAUCUUCAUCCAAGAGGAUUAUGGGAGUUAUCGUUCAAGAACCACUUUGGAGUCAAAGUAGACCACCCCUUUGGUAGACAGUCCUGAGGAUUGCAGGUUUAUCCACAACUGUUAACCAACCAAUAUUUGCCGCAAGUCUAUGCAAGGUUAUAGACUCUUUGAGAAUAUAAUUUUAUUUUAUGUAUGUAUAUAUAUAUAUAUAUAUCUAUAAAAUGUACUUUAUAAGUAUUCGCUUUUUCUCUUCCAUGAAGGGUAUGUCCGGAGGACACAUAUUGAACCUAUUUAUUUUUGUACAUCAAUGAUUAUAUUUUAAGUUAUCGCUUCUUAUAACAUAAAUAGAGUAUUUAUGCAUUAUAUUGUUAAUAGAAAUAAUAAAAAAUACAAUUACAAAAAUA
Messenger RNA from Pelobates fuscus (common spadefoot toad), 4664 nucleotides. RefSeq names its product ADAM metallopeptidase with thrombospondin type 1 motif 1 (gene ADAMTS1). The coding region runs from base 266 to 3037 and encodes 923 amino acids. Gene Ontology annotation, biological process: extracellular matrix organization; proteolysis. Gene Ontology annotation, molecular function: metalloendopeptidase activity; zinc ion binding. Lineage: Eukaryota; Metazoa; Chordata; Amphibia; Anura; Pelobatidae. Gene Ontology annotation, cellular component: extracellular matrix. The record is from RefSeq and is a predicted model, not a curated record. The transcript is spliced from 9 exons.